Molecule: messenger RNA, 1574 nt
Organism: Macroventuria anomochaeta
Lineage: Eukaryota; Fungi; Ascomycota; Dothideomycetes; Pleosporales; Didymellaceae
Product: aryl-alcohol dehydrogenase-like protein
Exons: 4
Coding region: 316-1491 (391 amino acids)
Source: RefSeq, a predicted model, not a curated record
UACAAAUUGCACGCCACCGGCAGCGGAACCUCGGACCUAAGAUGCUAACGCCGCAGCUUCCGCACAUGCGUCACUUUGAGGAGCGUCUCCGUUGCCCGACAUUCGUCGGCGACAGCAACUUCGAGAAGUGCCCAACGGACGAAGAAUGGACCCCGAUGGCCCGCUAGACGUCAUGAGCACGCCAGAUCGCUGGAAAGAGCUGGGAGCGUAUAAGAGGAAGCGGCACCCGCCUUAACGUUGCCGUCAACUGCAAGCUUCUCGAGCUUAAGAAAAACACUUCACCAAACAUCCCCAAAAACCAAUUGAGCAACCAAAAUGCCUUCUCCUUUCGGCGAUGUUCCGGUAGCGAAGUCGCUGCUCGACUUCCAGCGCGUCCUCUCCCCAACCGCCGGUGUCCGCGUCUCACCGCUUUGUCUCGGAGCGAUGAACUUCGGUGAUGCAUGGAGUGACGCGAUGGGCAAGUGCGAUAAGAAGACUGUCUUUGAGAUCUUGGACUUCUUCUACGACCAGGGCGGCAACUUCAUCGACACUGCCAACAACUACCAGAACGAGGAGUCCGAGACCUGGAUCGGCGAGUGGAUGCAAGAGCGCGGUCGCCGUGCUGAGAUUGUUCUGGCUACAAAGUUCACAACUCUUUACCCAGACCCGAAAACUAGGCCCCGUCAAGCUGCCAACUUCUCCGGUAAUUCGACAAAGUCGCUCCACCUCUCGCUUGAGGCGUCCCUCAAGAAGCUCCAGACCGACUACAUCGACUUGCUCUACGUCCACUGGUGGGACUUCACCACAAGCAUUCCUGAGCUGAUGCAAUCGCUUAACCACAUGGUGCAGAGAGGCAAGGUACUAUACCUUGGUGUGAGUGACACACCCGCGUGGGUUGUCAGCAAAGCCAACCAAUACGCCCGCGACCACGGCCUCCGCCCCUUCUCCGUGUACCAAGGUCGCUGGUCGGCCGCGGAACGCGACUUCGAGCGCGAAAUCAUCCCCAUGGCGCGCGACGAGGGCAUGGCACUGUGUCCCUGGGGCGCUCUGGGCGGUGGAAACUUUACCACUAAGGAGAAGCGCGAGAACAAUGAGCAAGGCCGCAAUUUUGGCCCUGCGUCCGACAAGCACAUCAAGGUGUCCGAGAAGCUUGAGGCUGUUGCGAAGAGCAAGAACACGGCUAUCACAUCGAUUGCGCUUGCUUACGUACGAAGUAAAUAUCCGUACGUUUAUCCCAUCGUCGGCGGUCGUAAGAUUGAGCACUUGAAGGGCAAUAUCGAGGCGCUUGGUAUUGAGUUGGGUGCGCAGGAGAUCGAGGAGAUCGACUCGGCGGUCGAUUUCGAGGUCGGCUUCCCGAUGAACUUCCUCUUCGAGUUCGGUGGAAGCAAGUACAACACCAACAAGACCAGCGCAGAUGUUGGACUGCUGGCGUAUGCUGGCAACCUGGAGGUGCCGCCGCAUCAGCAGCCGGUUAAGCCGCAUGGACUGCAGGGGUAUGGGAGGAACCAGUAGGGGAAGCGUGGACGAGCAUAGAUAGAAGUUCAAGAUGGUGUUAUUAUGAAGAAUGAUAGCAAUCCUUCUACACUCGCUGUCCU